Paramuricea clavata is the source of this 3894-nucleotide messenger RNA. The record is from the annotation of a GenBank genome assembly. NCBI's taxonomy places the organism in Eukaryota, Metazoa, Cnidaria, Anthozoa, Malacalcyonacea, Plexauridae.
AUUUUCUAUGGCAACUCCUGUACAUGUCAGUUCUGUCACUGUGGUUCUGUCACUUCUGUGGACAGUGGACCUACUAGAUAUUUUGCCAGUGAAAAGGCUUGAAUUUCAGUUGUAAUGUUUUGUGGCAUAAAGUCAUAAAACUUUGACUAACACGACUUUUGCGCUGUACGUCAACACGUCAUCGCGUCCCGUUUUCUGAGAAAAAGCUUCAAGUUUAUGACGACUUUAAUACAGUAUAAAUAUAAACGAACGUGAGUUUUAAAUUUUUGGUAUAUUGUAGAAUUCGAACGCAUGUAUGUUGCAAAUAUUCAUACCACUAAAAAUGCUUAUAUCUUCACAAUUAUUCAUAACUUCGUUUCUGUAGGCUAGUUACAAAAGGCAAAAUUUUACUCGCUAAAGAACGUAUAUGAAACUGUGGAAAAAAAUAUUUCAAAGCUCUCGCGAAAUUAUUUCGAAAGUGCAAGGUAUGAAAUAUUAAAUGUGAAUAUCAAAUGAAUAUCCUUUAUACUUUAUUGAAAUCUAUUACUUGUUUUCUGGUAGAAGUAGCCAGGGUUAUUUCAAUCCUACUAAUUCAGGUCGAAUUCUAUGCAAAAGUCAAAAUUUUAUGGCAAUAUUUAUAAUACAAAUACUGAUUCAGUGUAUCGGCUUUUGUUUACAUUUUCCAACCUUAUUAUUGCACUCUCCCUCCCCUCCCUAGUGAGCAAUUUGCGCAUUUUCGCGGCGUUCGCGGGCUCAAGCAUAUGGAAUAUAAAUUUUUGGAGGGAAAUUCAAUUUAACGAAGUCAUCGACCACCGAAGUGAACUCAUUUUCUCCACGAUUUUUAGCGAAUUUAAACCAUUUUUCAAAUGAGUAUGUAUUCAAUUUGAUGUUAUAUUAUGUGUGUGUAUGUUAGGUAAUUGUUUAAUUAAGAACUUGGGGGCUAUUAAGGCAUUUUUUGUAAUACAAAAUUUUGUUAACUAUUCCCCAGCCAGGGAAUACUGUAUGGUGAUUGUACAAAUUGUAUAUUCUUAUUUUGUUCAGUGUUAGGAAAUGGUAAAAGUCAUCUGCUAAGUUCUUGGUUACAUAAUGAAAAUGAUAUGAAAAGUAAUGGGAAAAAAUUAAAACCUGUUAAGGUGCAGUAUAAAAAAAAUUACCUACAUUCCAUUCAUACUUGUGAGUUGUGCCUCAUUAUAUUUUAGAAUUGACUUAAAAGAUAUUUACAUUUUCUUUAAUAUUAAAUAUCUUUUUCCUUUAUCAAGGUUUCAAUUGAAGGAAAUAUAGGCAGUGGAAAAACCACUUUACUCGAGUAUUUUAAUAAACAUUCACAUGUAGAAGUAAGUAGCAUAGCGUACCUGAGGAAAAUAAUUAGGGGGGUAGCUGAAAAUUUGCCCGACAUUUGCCAAAUUGGUUAGCUCUUGGAAACCGAACUCUGUAGCUCAGUCAUCAGGGUGCUGCAUCAGAAUCACAGGGCUGGGGGUGGUAUAGCAUGUAUAGGUUUCCACUCCAAAUUUCCAUCUGUAACAUUUACCAAAACUUGAAAGUCCUUGAAUGUCCUUGAAUUUGAAAACAAAUUCAAGGCCUUGAAUUUUUCUUGCUCAAGUUUUUGGAUAUUUUCUGAAAUUGUUUGACAUUGAAAAUGGACAUUAUGUUGAAUUUAUUUUGCAUAUUCGUAUCUGACAAAGCUGUUUGCAACUCAUUAAAGUUGCCUUUUGAACAAUUCAACGUCAGAUUUUACUGAUUUCUAACCCCUUUUCUUCAGUAUUUCGUCCUUCAAUUUGAUGAUACAUGGCCUUGAAUUUGACUCUUCCUCACAUGUACGAACCCUGCUUACUGUAACAUUCUUUAUUUAGGUAAUAACUGAACCUGUAGACAAAUGGCAAAAUGUGGGAGAUGGAAACACUUUGGUGAGAAUUGUUAUAGGCAAUGAUUAAUUAAUCUUUUAAGUGACAAAGUGCCCUGCUUUAUUAUUUUACUCUGUCUUACACCAGAUGAUUUUACUUUGGGGAGAGUGCUACCAGUCUGUGGGUGAACUUACCAAAACUUAAAGUAUAGACUUCCUUGAAGCACUAUAAAGUAUGUUCCUGUUCAUUUUAGGCUUUAUUUUAUGAAGAUCCAAGCAGAUGGAGUUAUUUGUUUCAAUCUUAUGUCCUCCUUACAAUGUUGGAAGUUCACAAAAGAAAACAAAAUCGACCAGUCACGUUGAUGGAAAGAAGUGUUUAUAGUGCUGGUUAUUGUUUUGUAGAGAAUCUUUAUAAAAGGUGCACUUGAGACAGUUAAAAGCUAAUACAUAUAGCAUAAGCCAUUUUAGAUUUUGGCAUACUAUUAUGCAUAAAACAUUAAACAUUCCUAUAUAAUUUUUUUAUUACUAGUGGGAAUAUGUCAUCCAUAGAAUAUGGAGUCUAUAGAAAAUGGUUUGAUUGGGUCAUCAGAGAAGAAAAACCACAUGUGGAUUUAAUAGGUGCAGGAAUAUUUAAUAAAUAUACAGAACUUAUUAUAGAUAAUAAAUAUUAUAACCAAUGUGAAAAUUGCAGAUUGGCAGGGAUACAACUACCUGAAAAAUACAAGCAGAAUGUCAACGUUUCGAGCAAAUACCCCAUCGUUGGGAAGUUACUCGCUCAUCAAUGGCACAGACUGUUUGAGAUUAUGCCAAUGUGGUCAUGAAUUUUAUCUAUCUCUAUAAGUAAUGCACACACACACACUAGAGGUGUGCAAAUCCGAUCCGAUUUCGGAACAAAAAAAUUCAUUUCGGAUUGAUAAAGUUGUUUUGUAGUCGGAAAUUAAUUAUCCAUGACAACGCGGUUGUCGCUGCAUUAUUUGUUUGAUACUUCAAUUGGACGUCACUUUGUCAGCUUCUUGACAUGUAUUUCUUGCUUUUAUAUUUAUUUGGUUAAAUAUUUUCACUUGAAUGAGAAAUUUAUUUUAUUAAUUAAAUUAAAGGAUUCUGCGGAUUGGAAUUCUUUAUCAAAAGUCAGAUCAGAUUCGGAUUAGACAAUUUCGGAUCGGAUUUUAAACAUUAGCCAAUUGUUGGAUAUUAAACAUUAGCCAAUUAGCCGAUCCGAUGCACACAUCUAACACACACUAUCAACUUUCCCUGUGGGAGAAAACGAGAAUACAUGAAGAAAAUAAAUUACUUUACGGCAAACUAUAUGAAUGUUUUGAGUCCAAAGUAAGAAUCAAACCACCAUCUCAGAGGUGUUAGUUAGCUGUAACAACUGACAAUAUUGAAUAAUACUUUCUAGUUUACCUGAGAACAGAUCCUAAAGAGUGCUAUGAAAGAAUUAAAAAGCGGAGUAGAAAGGAAGAAACAGACAUUCCAAUGGUACUAAUAAAGACUUGCUGUAAUACAUACAGCUAAGGUCGUUAUCUCAUUAUCAUUUCACUGAUUAAUUGCUUCACUAAUUAAAUAUCUCCAUGUUUUUCUCAGAGUCUAAUCACAUCCAUUCACCAACACUAUGAAGACUGGUUGAUUAACAAAACAAAGUUUGAAAUUCCAGCACCAGUACUGGUAAGUCUAGGGUUUCAGUAACUUUUACAGGGUGGCAGACGGUCAACUUUUGAACUGUGGACACUAUAGGCUCAGGAAAAUUUUGUAAAAUGUGAUUGGCCUACACAAAAUUUUCUGUCGGAAAAAAAUUUUGAAGUUGAAAAUUUUCAACUUUUAACAAUGAUAUUCUCGGAAACUUUUCUGUCUGUGGAAAAUUUUCUUGAGUGGAAAUUGGCCUUUAUAGAAGUCUACAAUAGGUGUUGAGCACAUCUGCUGCUCAGCAAGAGCUGCAUAUUCUGCCUAAAACAUUGCAGAAUACUGACUUUAAACAAACUACUGUAUGUUACACUACCAUGAUUUCUUUCCUGUUUUCCAGGUCUUGGAUGGUAAUAAGGAACUUAAAGAUAUGUUUAAAAUUUAUGAAACGAACA